This is a messenger RNA of Episyrphus balteatus (marmalade hoverfly), 2322 nucleotides long. RefSeq names its product BAG domain-containing protein Samui (gene stv). The transcript is spliced from 2 exons. Gene Ontology annotation, biological process: protein stabilization. Gene Ontology annotation, molecular function: adenyl-nucleotide exchange factor activity; protein-folding chaperone binding. The record is from RefSeq and is a predicted model, not a curated record. The coding region runs from base 272 to 2203 and encodes 643 amino acids. NCBI's taxonomy places the organism in Eukaryota, Metazoa, Arthropoda, Insecta, Diptera, Syrphidae. Gene Ontology annotation, cellular component: cytosol; nucleus; membrane.
AAAACUUCUUCAUCUAUUUGUUGCUGUCUUUCCCCUUGAAAAAAAAAAUAAAUUAGAAAAAAAAAGAGAAUCGCCGACAACGAGUGUUUAAAAGUAGAGAGGUGAUUUAUCUAUUUUUAAACUUAAAGUGUAAGGAAAAAAAAAAUAAUAUAAAUUGAAAAAAAAAACCCUGUGAUAUACGAGUGUGUGCGUUCUCUAAUCAAAACUCAAGCACUUAAGUCAUAAUUUAAUUAAAAAUUAAAAAAAAAAAAAUUAUAAAAAAAAGAAAAACAUGCCAAAUUCAAAUGCAACAACAACAACAAACCCAGCACAGGGUGCACCAAAUGCAAAUGGAACUUAUAGCAGCACCCAACAAAUACCAAUAAAUCACCAUCAUCAUAAUGCAGCAACAGCUGGCAUGGAUAUGCCCCAAGGAUAUCAUCAAGCUGGAUUUGGUUCGCCAUCUGGUGGCACUGGUGGCGGUGGUCGACAGCCACAAUUUCCCCCACACUUUCAGCAAGGCUUUGGUUUCGAUCCGGAUAUAGAUGACAUGUUUUCCGAUGCUGGAUUGCGUUCACAUUUGGGUCGGAUGCGCGCCGAUCCCUUUGGCACAUUUGGAUCACGUAAGCGUAGUGGCAAAAAUCCAUUACAUUCUGUUUCUCCUUCUUAUUAUGAUGAUGAUGAUCCAGAUUUUCCUCAAUUCGGUUCGCUAGGUCGGUCAAGGCGUGCUGGUACUGGCGCUGGUAUCCCUAAAGCAACCGAUGGCAUGCAACAUGAUGAUUUCUUUGAACGUUUACCCCCAGAGUUUAGACAAUAUAUACCAGAUGGUUUUGGUAGUAUGCGUCGUCAAGGUGGUAAUGGUGGUGCUGGUGCAGCAGAAUCUCCACGUAUUCCAACACAACAACCACAAUAUUAUCAGACUUAUGUACAACCUGGAACAACUCCUCCAAAUCAAGCAACUACUCAUACUCAGCAACAACAACAACAACAAUCUCCACCAGUUGCAAUGCGUAAUGUCUGCGAUGCAGCUAUUCAAACAGAAGAUCCUUCAGUACGCAGCGAAGUCGAUGGACAUCAUUUAAAUGCAGACAAUUUGAAUCAUCAUGGCUUGAGAAAUACAGUCGAUAUGGGUGUUAGGACCCCAUCCGAAAGUGAGGGUCAUAAUUCUAGAUCUCAUUCAGCUCCACCACAACAACCGGAACAACAAAAUUACCCACAAGAUCAACAAGGUUUCCAUUCUCAAGGCACUGGAACUCAGCGUAACACUCCACCACCACAACAGAGGCAAUAUCCAGCAAAUCAACAGCCUCCACGUUUUCCAAAAGCCUAUAAUCCUCAAACUUAUGCAACACAUCCACAACAGCCAUCGACUCCUCAGACUCCUGGUGGCAGCUAUAUCAGAACUAUUCCGAUCUUCGUUGAAGGCCGUUCGGAGCCAUUGAUCAAUCACAAAGAUAUACCACAAGCUGAAGCUCCUCAGCAACCUAAUCAAAAUUACACCAAAGCUGCUCCUCAAGCCCAACAACAACAACAUUAUCAACAACAACAACAACCACAGCAACAACAUCACCAAAAUAACCGUCCAACUCCCAUCAACACUCAUCAACAGCCAACAGCUCAGCAACAGCAAGGUCCACCACCUGCUACCCCACACACCAUGGAAAGCAUUAAUAAGAUUCAAGACAUCCAAAGGGACGUUCUAAAUCUUAUGACAAAAGUCGAAAAUUUCACUGGCUUACGCUCGGACAAGGAGUACGCAUACUUGGAUGAAAUGCUAACUCGUAACCUUCUUAAAUUGGACACUAUUGAUACUCAAGGAAAAGAAAGCAUCCGAUUGGCUCGUAAGGAAGCUAUUAAAUGUAUUCAAGCUUCGAUAAAUGUUCUCGAGGCAAAGGCUGAAGAAAAUGCUAAGACUGCACAACCACAAGAAGCUGUGAUUGAUGAUGCCGCCAGCAAGGUUACCGCCCCUGCUGAAGAAUCAGCUGAGGCACAACCUAUUGAUGUUUCAAAUGUCCAUGAAGCAAUUCCGUUGCCACCACCAGAGUCUUUAAAGACUGGAAGUGGAAGUUCUGAAAAUGUUCCCGCCUCGAAUAAGGGAUCAAGCCCUCCAAAAGAAGAAGCAGCUAAUACCACCACCACCAAUACCACCAAUGAAGCUGUCACAAAGUCUAGCUCUGGGUUAUCAGCUAAAGGUGAAUUGGUAAAUGAAGCAAAGUCCGAAUGAUGACAGCAGAGAAAAGUCACAUCUUAUAGUAGUACAUUUUCCAAUCAAAAGCAAAAUCAUAAAAAGAAAACCGUUAUUUCUAAUAAAGUUGUGUAAAAAUUUUUAUUUAAAAAACUAAA